CAAUAAGAUAAUUUCAUUUCAAGUGUAAACGGAAGUGAACAGUGACCAACAAUUUCCUCGUUAGCGGUUUUAUUUCGACGUUUAUUAACACGCUGAACUCAAAAUGUGACAAAUGUAACUGCACAGCAUCAAACUUACCACAGGUAGUGUGUAAUUCGCGUUGGAGACAGGACUUUGUUCAUAUGUUAUCUUCGUAACACUAGCUUGCUAGUUGCUGACGUUAACAAUGGCAAACUGUGACGGUGUGGUUUUUCACACUCAAAUAGCCUCCAUCAUGGAGGUGCUAGCGAAUGCAGCCGUUGCAGAGAUCUGUAAACUCGUAGACGACGAAUAUGCAGUGUUUCGUUUGGAGAUAUCUCAAAGCCAGAAAGAAAACAGGGCAUUGCAGAGGAAACUACAGCUACUGGAACUGAAGGUGGCAAGGGAGCGCGUCCUCGCCAGUCCCAGUAGUGUCAAGAUCCUCGACCGAUACAGAGGAAUGGCAAGAGGGGAAGGACAUCUCACUGGAGGCCACAGGAGCUUUGUGAAGCGAGUGGGACACAACACAUGGAUAGAUGACCAACCAAUCACUGUUGAUGAGGGGAGUGGAACCUCAACCCAGCAUGUUAUCUUGAUAGAGUCUGCAGAUGCAGAGGCUGCAGGUCCUGGAGGAUCGUCUCUGGUCAAGCAGGAGAAGACUGAAAGAGAGGACCCACCACACAGCAGAGAGACCCAGACUAGAGCGGCCACGGAGGACCCAGCACUGCCCAGGAUCCGAUGCAGCAUCGGGUCAGUGGAACACCGAACACCGUCAGAGAUCAACACUGAGACUUUAACUGAAACACACAGGCUCUUACACACAGGAUAUGACCACAGAUCAGACCCAGAGAGACUGGGCUGUCCUCCUGCUCCCGGCUCAGAGUACUUACCGGUAUUUCACCAGAGCCAGAGGACAGUUUAUUCCCAUGGAGAUGUUGGUGACGCUCUAGACACUGGCGGUGAUGAUCUGUCUUGUUCUUACACUACAGAGAUGGACGCUAGCAACAUAUCCUUGGGCUUAGAGACACAGACCGAUCUGUCUAGAGGGGACUGGAACCGGUACAGUAGUAGUGUAUACUCUGAAGGGUGCCAGGACAAGAAAGUGGAGGUUAUGGUGGUAGAUGAGGUGACUGUGAAAGUGGAGGGCGACGUUCCUCCCACAUGGAAUGCAGAUGGACAGUCCCAGGGUAGAGAUUUCUUAGACUACAGGGAACGCUUAGAGACCAAUCCAAAUGUUGCAAUCCAAUCCCCUUUACAUUCGCUCAGGGAUCGCGACCCAGUGUCCACGUCGAUGGAGCCUUCCGAUUCACAAGGCCGCGUCCUUUUCGAUCAGGUAUUGAACUCAAACGACAGAGCUAGAGCCCAGGCUCAGGGAGGGGGAGCCACAUCAGGUAAUGGUAAAGAGAAACGGUUCCUCUGCAUGUUCUGUAAUAAAGGAUUCAGCUGCCUCCAGAAGGUGGAGAUGCACCAGAGGGUCCACACAGGGGUAAAACCCUACAGCUGUACCCAAUGUCAUAUGCGCUUCGCCCAGGCUCGUGACCUCAAGAGGCACCAGAGGGUCCACACAGGGGAGAAACCCUUCAGCUGCCCCCAGUGUGAAAAGAGGUUCUCCCGCCAGGACAAUCUGAAGAUACACCUGAAGGUCCACACAGGAGAGAGGCAGUUUGCUUGUACGCAAUGCGGGAAGAAGUUCACAGAGAGGAGCUACCUCAGGAUACACCAGCAGAAAAACCAUCCCAAUCUAUUAACAUAGAAAGUAAUCAUUCCACUAGAUAGCUUCUGAAGUUCAGAUCAAAACCUGCAUUAAAGGGUAGGUAGCAUAAACAUAACUGAAUGUAACAUGGAUUUGCAUUAGUAUACACAUCAAAAGUCCCAAUGCAAAGUUACCUCACUUUUCAAUUUUUCGAGUUAUUACAUAAAACCCAUAAAAAUGCCGAAGUCAUCCUGGAAGAUGUUUUCGCGGGGUGUGACGUAAGAUGGAAGCCCCAGGAAAGCCAGCCUAUUCCCCAUAAAUGUAAACUCCAACAGAAAUAUCUUUAUAUUAAACAAUAUUGUUUACACUCAUUA
Messenger RNA from Oncorhynchus kisutch (coho salmon), 2085 nucleotides. Its product is annotated as zinc finger protein with KRAB and SCAN domains 3-like. Gene Ontology annotation, biological process: regulation of gene expression. Lineage: Eukaryota; Metazoa; Chordata; Actinopteri; Salmoniformes; Salmonidae. The record is from RefSeq and is a predicted model, not a curated record. The transcript is spliced from 3 exons. The coding region runs from base 227 to 1771 and encodes 514 amino acids. Gene Ontology annotation, cellular component: nucleus.